AUGCGGCUGCCGGAGCUGUGCCUGGCGCUCCUCUGCGCCGCGGGCACCGGCACCGGCACCGAAACCCCGCGGGUGGCAGCCCCGGGAGCGGCUGCGGGGCGCGGGGAGCGCAGGGCGGCCCGGGUGGAUCCCCGGCAGGCGUGGAUGCUGCUGGCCGGGAGCCCCGGCACCGGGAGCGGCCGUCGGGUCCGCGGCGGGCCGGGGGCUCCCUCGGCACCAGCGGGCGGCGGCGCUCCGGGAAAAGCGCCCUCGGCUGCCGGUGGGACAGSGGCUGUCCCGGCCGCCCUCACCGUGCCGGAGGAGCUGCUGAGGGAGCUGCAGCUCCUGCUCACAGGCACGGCAAAGAUGUGCAGGACAGCUGGGGAAGGGUGUAAGGAAGAGGAGGAAAGCAGCAAAGGCACCCCCCAGGCUGGGGCCCAGCGUCGUGUGGAAGCCGCUUUCCAUUGCCAAACGCGUGAGGACAUCGCUGUGGAGCAGAAAAUGUGGCAGGAACUGGGGCUGUUCUACAUCCCUGAGAGGGAGGGGAUGUUCCACCGCGGCCCAGGGCUGAACCUGACCAGCGGGCAGUACACAGCCCCGAUUGCAGGAUACUACGCCUUCAGCACCACGCUGCACAUCGCGCGCAGGGAGCCGCGGAGGAAGGGGCCGGCGUGCCGGGGGAGCCGCCUGCGGGUGCUGAUCUGUGUGCAGUCCCGCUGCCAGCACAACAGAAAUCUGGAGACCAUCUCCCGGCUGGAGAGCAGCGGUGACCUUUUCACCAUCUCUGUCACUGGCACCCUGUACCUGCAG
Messenger RNA from Malurus melanocephalus (red-backed fairy wren), 789 nucleotides. It is a transcript of the gene ERFE, whose product is annotated as erythroferrone. The record is from RefSeq and is a predicted model, not a curated record. Gene Ontology annotation, molecular function: hormone activity. The annotation marks the transcript as partial. The transcript has 5 exons. Gene Ontology annotation, biological process: positive regulation of D-glucose import across plasma membrane; negative regulation of gluconeogenesis; positive regulation of insulin receptor signaling pathway. Lineage: Eukaryota; Metazoa; Chordata; Aves; Passeriformes; Maluridae.